AACCAUGUUUGAUUACUAUUCCUGCAUUUCCCUGGUUUUCAAUUUCCUCCAGCUAGCCUGGAUUGGAAGCCAGAGUGUCGUGGAUAAGAAUACGGUGAAUGUAGCUCCGCUUUCGAAUCAGUCCCUCCAGUUGGUCCACGACAGCCACACCAUUGAGCAAUUGAGAGACAUCUUUUACAGGGUCAACGUGAUUAGACAAGUUGAUUCGGAAUCACACCGUGCCGUUGGACAGUACAUCUCCAAUCAUUUCCAAUCACUCGGCUGGGUCAUUGAGUGGGACAGUUUCACGAUGAAUACAGUGAUUGGUCGGAAGACAUUCCGAAACAUAAUUGUCUCCUUGGGCCCACCUGAGCUUGAUUUCCUGAUACUUGCAUGCCACUACGAUUCCAAAUCUAUUCCAGGAUUCUAUGGAUCCGUGGACUCUGCAAUGCCUUGUGCGAUUUUGAUGAAGGUUGCCGAGUCAAUAACUCCGCUUUAUCAAAGUCAGCGCAAUCAUCCCUACUCACUCCGAAUGAUAUUUUUUGAUGGUGAGGAAGCAUUUCGCGAUUGGACUGACCAAGAUUCCCUUUACGGUUCCCGACAUUUAGCCGCAAAACUGUUUGUUCUUCUAGAUCUUAUUGGAUUCACGGGGAUGACCAUACCCUCUUAUCCGAAUGGAACCAAAGACAUGUAUGAUCACCUCGUAACUUUGGAACAACGUUUCGCCAGGGAAAACCUACUUCAUUCUUACCGGACAUCCGGGCAUCAAUAUUUUCGAGGCACACUUGGGCAUCGCGUUGAAGAUGAUCAUGUACCAUUUUUCGAGUUGGGUGUUCCUGUGUUGCACUUAAUCCCGACUCCUUUCCCAUGGGUUUGGCAUACGGUGCACGAUAACGCGCAAAAUAUUGAUUGGAAUGCGUCAAUGGAUUUUCUCAGGCUUAUGGACGCUUUCGUCCGCUCUUGCUUACAUCUUGACCGAGAUGAAUCAUUUUAGCUCCUGUGAUAUCUUUCUUCAUCCUGGUUUUCAUGGGAAUUUGCGAACAAUCCUUCUUGGUGUCUGUACGUUUAUUUGUUUUUAUCGUGAGGUUGUCUAGUUCGUUG
This is a messenger RNA of Opisthorchis viverrini, 1080 nucleotides long. RefSeq lists its product as hypothetical. Lineage: Eukaryota; Metazoa; Platyhelminthes; Trematoda; Opisthorchiida; Opisthorchiidae. The record is from RefSeq and is a predicted model, not a curated record. Bases 5 to 973 code for a protein of 322 amino acids. The transcript is spliced from 7 exons. Gene Ontology annotation, molecular function: glutaminyl-peptide cyclotransferase activity; zinc ion binding.